AUGGCCAACUCAGGACUGGAGAUAGUGGGUCUGAUACUGACACUGAUUGGGCUGAUUGGGACGGCCGCAAGCACGGGGAUGCCGAUGUGGCGAGUCACAGCUUUCAUUGGGGAGAACAUCAUUGUUUUUGAAACCCGCUUUGAGGGUCUGUGGAUGAAUUGCUAUCGGCAGGCUGACAUCCGAAUGCAGUGUAAGGUAUACGACUCUCUCCUGGCACUGCCCCCUGAUCUACAGGCGGCCCGGGGGCUCAUGUGCUGCGCUCUGGCGUUGGGUGGUCUCGGUCUGCUGAUCGCUUUGCUGGGGCUGCAGUGCACGUCAUGUAUCCAGAACAAUGAUCGAGCGAAGCGGCUGGUCCUCAUCAUUGCAGGAAUCCUGAUCUUAAUGGCUUGCCUCUGCGUCCUUAUCCCAGUGUCCUGGACAGGUCACGUCAUCAUCAGGAACUUCUACAACCCCUUGAUCAUCGACGCCCAGCGAAGGGAGCUCGGUGAGGCUCUUUACAUCGGCUGGAUGUCCUCUGCUUUCUUCUUUGCUGGAGGAUGCAUGUUUCUUUGUUGCAGUCUGCAUUCCGAGGACAAAGUUUCAGAGAGGUAUGUGUACUCAAGGAACUCCGACUACGUUACCUAUCCUCCUCAGCCCUUGCAGCCUCAACGGCUGGUGCUACUUCCCCAACAACAACCCCAGUUUCAGCCAAUGCUGUCAAGGUACCCAUCAUCCAACAGCUACAGCUACCCUUCCACAUACCCCUCUGUACGCAGCGGGGUGGCUUAUCUCUGAACACCUAAACUGACUGAGGUUAUGAUGAUCACAGCUCACAUGUUCAAUAUAAGCUUGGGGAUUUCUAUUUUAAGAAGGCUUUGCUUACCAGUAUAAUCAAUGACACAUUUCAAAAAGGUGACAAAAUACACAUUUCAAUGAAUACAUGAACUGUGAAUUCAAAUGAGUCAAAUCCAUAUGGAUGUCUGUUUGAAAUCACCCGCAUUAAAUGAUAUACAAUAUUUUUGAAAGAGUGUUGUUGUUGAAGAGCAAUAGUAACAGAAUUGUAAUACCAACCAACUUUUCUAAUUAUAAUCCAGACUGUGUAAGCCAAUACAUGUUUCACAUUACUCUUAUAAGCGUUGUAUAUCACAUUGUAUACUGGCAGCCUUAUUUAUUUAUUUAUUUUAGGUUACCAAUGUUGUAUGCGUAAACUUAAUAUAACCAUUCAUGCAGCCUUUAACCAACGAGUAAAGUGACACAAGUGUAUUUGUGUUAACUGUUAAAUGCUUUUGGUUGUUGUUGGCACUGAACUAUGUAGAAAAACAGUUUAUACUCAACCCAUUGUCCUUCAACAUUAGCUGUGCCUGAGCACACAUCUGUGUGGUAAAAAAAUACCUUUUUUUCCCCAGCACAAAUCCCCCCAAAUACACACAGUACUCAUUGUUCUGCUUUUUUGACAGUUGAUCAAGUUACAGGUAGUUAAGCAAAUUCUAAAUUGAUGAGUGAUUGUGUUGGAAAUUCACAUGGAUAUUUGUUUCUAAAAUUCAAAAAAUGUUGUAAUAAUAAGAAUACAUUUAAAUUUGUAAAGCGCUUUAUAAAAGGCACUCAAGGCACUUGAAAACACGCACAAGAGAGAUGACAUAACAGUAAGAAACAAAACAUUAUAACUAUUAAAACAACAGUACAUUUGUGCAUGUCAUGUCAAUUGGAACAGCAUUGGUAGUCUUUGUUUAUGUUUGGUAUGAUGCCCUGGAGGUCUAAGGAACUAAUAGAAUUGAACCAAUGGCUAAGUAAACGUGAGAUGCAGGUUUAAGACUGCUUGUUAAAGGUGUGGACAUCUGCCUUAGUGUUUGUGAAGAAGCCAAACAUGGACAAACAGGUGGCUUGAUCACGUGAUAAGAAUUUGCAAGUCACUUUGAAUAGAACGUUUUAGACCAAAAGUUGUAGUUCACAUCUAGUUUAAUCCGACUCCAUAUAUUUAAGCAAUUAAAGAACAUGUCUUUCUCUGUCUCUGCUCAGUGAAGUAUAGUAUAGCUCCUAACCUAUUUGGUCAGCUCAUUUCAUUUUCAGUGAGUUCAAAAGCUGGAGACUCUCUACUCCUUAUGCAGUGUGUGUAAUGGCAGUCGUCAAAGUACAGUCAUUUAAAUCUGAACAUAUUUGUAUUUGAUGUAAUGACAAUGUUACCUUUCUUCAUUGUUUUCGACUAUAUGUAUGUCUUCUCAACAACCCUACAAUUAUAAAAAUCAGGCAUAUUUGAACUUCUAAUUAAACUAUAUUUCUGGUACUUAAUCAAUAAUUGUGUUUGGACUGUGUGAUGUAUGUUCCCUCUCUGUAUAAUCACCUUGAACGUCAUUUCUGCUCCCCUGUGGACAACAGUAGUACUGCAGGAGCUUGAUGUGCCACACUGUAUUAAAUAAAUAUACACUUUUAUUAAUCCCCAAGGGGAAAUUAGUUCUCUGCAUUUAACCCAUCCUUAGUUAUUAAGGAGCAGUGGGCUGCAGUGAAGUGCCCGGGAAGCAACUGGGGGUUCAGUGCCUUGCUCAAGGACACUUCGACUUGCAACUGAUGGGGAGAGCGGGGAUCGAACCCACAACCUUGCGGUUGCAAGACGGCCCUCUUACCCAACUGAGCUACAGCCACCCUGUAUUGUUUGUUUCU
This is a messenger RNA of Pseudoliparis swirei, 2634 nucleotides long. RefSeq names its product claudin 8.1 (gene cldn8.1). NCBI's taxonomy places the organism in Eukaryota, Metazoa, Chordata, Actinopteri, Perciformes, Liparidae. Gene Ontology annotation, cellular component: plasma membrane; bicellular tight junction. The record is from RefSeq and is a predicted model, not a curated record. Gene Ontology annotation, molecular function: structural molecule activity. Bases 1 to 774 code for a protein of 257 amino acids. Gene Ontology annotation, biological process: bicellular tight junction assembly; cell adhesion. The transcript has a single exon.